Messenger RNA from Oryza brachyantha (malo sina), 1656 nucleotides. RefSeq names its product caffeoylshikimate esterase. Gene Ontology annotation, cellular component: membrane. Gene Ontology annotation, molecular function: lipase activity. Lineage: Eukaryota; Viridiplantae; Streptophyta; Magnoliopsida; Poales; Poaceae. Bases 399 to 1475 code for a protein of 358 amino acids. The transcript has 7 exons. The record is from RefSeq and is a predicted model, not a curated record.
AGUCCUUGUUUCGUCCGGUCCCCUCCACACGCUAGCUAGCCUAGACUAGCUACCUGCCUUUCCCUUCCAUUCCCUCCUCAUCCCGUCUCGUCUCUCUCCACGUCGUCGUCUUCCUCCUCCUGAUCAACCCCACCCCUCUCUCUAUCGCUCUCUAUCUAUCUCUGAUAAAGAACUCUGCAGAUAUAUGUAGCUGCUGCUGCUGCUGUUUGUGCAUGUGUGUGGAGUAUUACCUCUGACAGUUUUAUUCCCUGCAAGAAAAGAGAGACUCCAUCGAUCUGCUCUACUGUUCCUUCGAUUCAGCAAGGCGUAGACGAAGUAUACACACAUCCAUCUCUAUCGGUGUGGAGUGUGGACACACCGUUCUUGCCGCCUCUAUCUAGCUUGCGUUUUUUGAUUGAAUGGCCAAGGAGAUGGACGAUGUCAAGUACCAUGAGGAGUAUGUGACGAAUCCGAGAGGAUUACAGCUCUUCACAUGCGGCUGGCUGCCUGCUUAUUCCUCGCCCAAAGCGCUCAUCUUCCUUUGCCAUGGCUACGGCAUGGAGGUCAGUGGCUUCAUGAAAGCAUGUGGGGUCGAGCUGGCGACGGCAGGAUAUGGUGUGUUCGGCAUCGAUUAUGAAGGCCACGGCAAGUCCAUGGGUGCCAGAUGCUACGUCCAGAAGUUUGGGCAUCUUGUCGAUGAUUGUGACAGAUUCUUCAAAUCCAUCUGUGCACUGGAGGAGUACAGAGAGAAAAGCAGGUUCCUGUACGGCGAGUCGAUGGGCGGUGCAGUUGCUCUGCUGCUGCACAGGAAGGACCCGACCUUCUGGGACGGCGCCGUCCUCGUCGCGCCAAUGUGCAAGAUAUCGGAGAAGGUGAAGCCGCACCCGGUGGUGGUGAGGCUGCUGACGCAGGUGGAGGAGAUCAUCCCCAAGUGGAAGAUCGUCCCCACCAAAGACGUCAUCGACUCCGCCUUCAAGGACCCCAUCAAGCGCGAAAAGAUCAGGAAGAACAAGCUGAUCUACCAGGACAAGCCCCGGCUGAAGACGGCGCUGGAGCUGCUGCGAACAUCCAUGGACGUCGAGGACGGGCUGUCGCGGGUGAGCAUGCCGUUCUUCAUCCUGCACGGCGAGGCCGACACGGUGACGGACCCGGAGGUGAGCCGCGCGCUGUACGAGCGCGCCGCCAGCGCCGACAAGACCAUCAAGCUCUACCCGGGGAUGUGGCACGGGCUCACCGCCGGCGAGCCCGACGAGAACGUCGACCUCGUCUUCUCCGACAUCGUCGCGUGGCUCGACGACCGCAGCCACCGCCACCGUGAGGCCCGGCAAGACCGGGCGAGGAUCCCGCCGGUGCUCGACAAGAUGGCCAUUGCCAACAGCCGCGGCGGUGGCGACGACAGCACGGUGGCAUCGCACGGGUCGCCGGAGCAGCGGCGCGGCGCCGGCUUCCUCUGCGGGCUAGCCGGCCGAUCAAAUCACCAGCAAUGUAGGAUGUAGAUAGAUAUGAAAAAAGAUACAAAAAGAAAACUUCAUUCAAAGAAAGGAAUUCGGGUGUUUGUGAUGCAGAUUGUGAGCUAUAGAAAGUUCAGGAAAAAGAAAUCAUGUUUCAUUGGAACAAAUGCUGUUUGUUUCAGUUUAAAAAUGCACCAGGUUCCUGCCUAGUGCAGCAUGACAAAAA